Molecule: messenger RNA, 1970 nt
Organism: Capsicum annuum
Lineage: Eukaryota; Viridiplantae; Streptophyta; Magnoliopsida; Solanales; Solanaceae
Product: probable CoA ligase CCL5
Exons: 5
Coding region: 110-1828 (572 amino acids)
Molecular function (GO): CoA-ligase activity
Source: RefSeq, a predicted model, not a curated record
AAGCUCUAAACAUAUUUUUCAAAAUCUUAUUUAUUAAGAUCAAUGUUUUGCUUAAACUAGCACCAAAAAAUAAAAAAAAUAAAAGAUCUUAGACACAUUAUUGGUAAACAUGUCAGGUGAAGGAGAAUGGAUAUCCACAAGCGAAGAUGAGCAAUCCACGUACCAUCAACCAUCGUUCGGCAGGAAGAACGGUUACGAUCCCGAGACAGGAAUUUACCAUUCAGUCCUCCAACUUAGUGAAAACCACAAAAUGACUAGUGAUUGUCCUGACCUUGACACAGCCAAAUUUGUGUUGUCACAAUUCCCAUCCCCUGCACAAGCAUCGUCACAAAUUGCACUAAUUGACACUGCUAGUAACCAAAAUAUAACCUAUGCACAACUCAACAGGUCCAUUUUGUCACUUGCCACGGGAUUAUACCAUGCGUUAGGUGUGCGAAAAGGCGAUGUAGUUUUCGUCCUAUCACCAAAUUCAGUUAUGUACCCAACCAUAUGUCUAGCUGUGCUAUCAAUUGGUGCAAUUUUAUCCCCUUCCAAUCCACUCAACACUGAAUCAGAAAUUGGAAAACAAGUACGUCUAUCAGGCCCGAAAUUAGCCAUUGCUGCACCUGAAGAAGUCCAUAAGUUAGUCCCCACAGGUGUGCCUACGCUUGUCACAACGCGCCCCAAGGACGAUGAAAAGUCAGUGUCAGUAGAGGACCUGAUUGAGAAUUGUGACCCUUUAGAACUACCUAAAGACAGGCCAAUGCCUUCGGAUACAGCAGCAAUACUAUAUUCUUCAGGAACUACUGGGGUUAGUAAAGGUGUCGUGUUAACUCACGCGAAUUUUGUAGAGAUUAUGAAACUUCUCAAGUACUACGUGGAGAUAACAUCAUCCCAGGAUGAUGUUUUCCUAUGUUUCAUACCGAUGUUUCAUGUAUACGGUCUAGCCUUUUUCGGCCUGGGAUUAUUUUGUUCGGGUGUCACAACUGUGUUGAUGCAAAAAUUUGAUUUCGAAGCAAUGCUGGAAGCAAUUCAGACACACAAAAUCAGUCACAUACCAGCAGUUCCACCAGUGAUUCUUGGGCUAGUUAAGUAUAACAAAGGUAGUCAUGAUAUAUCAUCAUUGCGAAGCGUUACCUCAGGGGCCGCACCGCUAAGCAAAGAGGUAGCUGAUGCAUUUCAAGAGAAGUUCCCUUGGGUGGAGCUCAAGCAAGGCUAUGGCCUAACCGAGACAACAGGUGCAGCAACAUUUUUCGUUACAAACAAAGAGGCAAAGGCCCAUCCAUCAUCAGUGGGAUUGUUGUUUCCAGGCUUCUCCGCGAAGGUGGUUAAUCAUGAAACAGGAGAGGCAUUGCCACCAUUUAAAGAAGGUGAAUUGUGGAUGAAAGGUCCAGGUAUUAUGAAAGAGUAUUUUGGAAAUGAAGAAGCAACUACUGCAACAAUCACUAAAGAUGGCUGGCUCAAAACUGGUGAUCUUUGUUACUUUGAUAACGAGGGGUAUUUAUAUAUUGUUGAUCGUAUAAAGGAACUCAUCAAGCAUAAUGGUUAUCAGGUAGCUCCAGCAGAACUUGAAGCAAUACUAUUGAGUCACCAUGAGAUACUUGAUGCAGCAGUUGUUCCACUCGAAGAUGAGGAAGCAGGACAAAUACCACUGGCAUAUGUAGUAAGAGCAGCCAGUUCUAGUCUCACACAAGACCAAGUCAUUCAUUUUGUUGCUAGCCAGGUAGCCCCAUACAAGAAAGUAAGAAGGGUAAAUUUCAUCAAUGCCAUACCAAGAUCAGCAGCAGGGAAAAUUUUGAGGAAAGAAUUGGUGCUUCAAAGCAACCAGCCUCUUCUGUCAAAAUUAUAAGUCUGCGCCGUCAGUAUGAAAGAUAUUUACGCUAUUCGUGUAAUUUUACCUGUUACAAUUGAUCAUUUGUCUGGUUUUACCGGUUAUGUUAUGAAAUGUCACGUAUAGGCUUUAAGUGAUUGAAUAGCAUAAAAUAUAUUUU